AUGGCAUCGGUUGGCAGUGCUGCCCACUUCCAGAGAGCCAGCCUGUUGUGGAUGGCGGUCAUCACCCUGUCUAUGGGCUUCUUCGCAUGGACGGUGUUCUGGCCUACGAAGGUUCCAUAUGAGCAGCUUGGACCUCUUGGAUCAUUCGUUCAGUUCAGUAUCUGGUGAAGAAUCACUAUAGCACCUUGUUCAACGGGUUCUGGGUGGCGUGGUUGAUACAUGUUGCUGAAGCUGCUUAUAGUUUACGACUCUGCAGUGCGAAAGGAAUCACGGACUCUGGAGCCAGAAGACAGUGGGUCCUCCAGACCUUCCUUUUCGGAAUAGCUUCUCUCUCUCUGCUUAUUGCGUACAAGCCGGCGAAGAAGCGACGAUAG
This is a messenger RNA of Staurois parvus, 374 nucleotides long. Lineage: Eukaryota; Metazoa; Chordata; Amphibia; Anura; Ranidae. The record is from the annotation of a GenBank genome assembly.